Molecule: messenger RNA, 3879 nt
Organism: Pseudopipra pipra
Lineage: Eukaryota; Metazoa; Chordata; Aves; Passeriformes; Pipridae
Gene: NTNG1
Product: netrin G1
Exons: 8
Coding region: 1254-2873 (539 amino acids)
Biological process (GO): tissue development; animal organ morphogenesis; substrate adhesion-dependent cell spreading
Cellular component (GO): basement membrane
Source: RefSeq, a predicted model, not a curated record
UGAGGGAGGGGCGCGUCCCUCGCGCGGCGCCCGCCCCGCAGCGCGGAUUCACCCGCGCGGGGGCCGGGGGAGAGCGGCGGUCCCGGUGCGCAGAAGGCGGGGGCGGCGGCGCAGGGCAUCGCCCCGCCGGCGAGGAGCGGCGGGCAGGUCACUGGUACCCAGCCUGGAAACAGUUGCUCCCUUGCAUCGGAAACUGCAGGCGGCUUUCCUAAACAUUCACAUGCACGCAGAACCGCCAAAAGAAACCCCGCAUGGCGGUGAGCAGCGCAGAUCGGCUGAACCCGAUAAAACAGAUGCUUUUAUACUCUCAAAGUUGGUGCAUUUGCGUUUUUGGCCUCUGCUGAAUAUACUUUUAUUGUUCUGCAAUCAACUUUUCAAUAUUCUGCAUCUGAUGUGGUAGGAGCCAGCCUCACUUCUGCAGAGAUGUUAUCGGAGACAGUGAGUGGAACAAGCCGUGGAGAUGCUUUUAAAGAGGGAAUAAAUCACUGUCUUGCCUAGGGACAAUGCGGUUGAGGAUGAGCAGCUGUGGCCUGGGAAGCCCGUCAAAGGGAAUAAAACCACAGCAGAGCUUCCCCUGGCUUGUUUUUUUUGCUGUUGUUGUGGGGGGGGGUUGGUUUGGUUUGGUUUUUUCAUGUGGAAAAAAAUAAACUUUGAUUUCUGGCAUAUUUUUGGACCUUGAAAGAACAAUCACCAGAGAGUUUCCAGCAGUUAGUGGCGAUAGUGGGACGGAGUUCUGAACUUUGCCAUCGACCCUCAGCCCUCUGACACUGAUAAGAAGCGGCACCAACUUUCUAGCUACGGUGCUGGUGCCAGAAGAAAAGAAUGAUUGAUGGGAAACAGACACCAGCCUGUAGACACUCAUCCUUUUGCUUCGGAUACUGAUUUAUCAGUGUGUCUGGGCAUCCCCUGCGAGCCCUGAACACAGAGGAUCACUCAGGGUUAUCGACAGUGUAGCUGAAGACCUGCAACUUCACAAAUUAUUAUCUGCUAUUGGACAUCUUUUACAAGAAGCCUGACAGAUAAGUUAUAAGACAAAGGACAAGCGCUGCAUUGCUGUGAAAGGCUGUCAUCAGGGCCUGGGUGGCUUCUACCAAAGUCUUUAACAUAGUGAAAUAAACAUCCUAUCCUAAUGCUUCACAUUUGAGUUGGAACCUAUUUUAUAAAUAUAUACAUGUGUAUGUACGUAUAAUCUAUAGACCGCACGUAAGCCAGCACUGAGCAUCCUUGCGAAGGUGACAUAAAAGGAUUUAGAAAUGUAUUGGUCAAGAUUCCUGUCACUUCACGCCCUCUGGGUUACUGUCUCCUCCAUGAUGCAGCACUACCCUUCUGUGUGGGGACACUAUGAUGUGUGUAAGACUCAGAUUUACACAGAAGAAGGAAAAGUAUGGGAUUACAUGGCCUGCCAGCCAGAAGCCAGAGAUAUGAUCAAAUAUGUAAAAGUGACUCUGGAUCCUCCAGACAUAACAUGUGGAGAUCCUCCUGAGACCUUCUGUGCAAUGGGGAAUCCCUACAUGUGCAAUAAUGAAUGUGAUGCAAGUACCCAAGAACUGGCUCAUCCUCCAGAACUGAUGUUUGAUCUUGAAGGAAGACAUCCCUCCACGUUUUGGCAGUCCACAACUUGGAAGGAUUAUCCAAAGCCUCUUCAUGUUAAUAUUACGCUCUCCUGGAACAAAACCAUUGAGCUCACAGACAACAUAGUUAUCACUUUUGAAUCUGGCCGUCCAGACCAAAUGAUCCUGGAGAAAUCACUUGACUAUGGACGAACAUGGCAGCCCUACCAAUACUAUGCCACAGACUGCCUAGAUGCUUUUCACAUGGAUCCAAAAUCAGUGAGGGAUUUAUCACAGCACACAGUCCUAGAAAUCAUUUGCACAGAGGAAUACUCUACUGGGUACAUGACAAAUAGUAAAAUAAUCCACUUUGAAAUUAAAGAUAGAUUUGCUUUUUUUGCUGGACCUCGGCUUCAUAACAUGGCUUCUCUUUAUGGCCAGCUUGACACAACCAAGAAGUUAAGAGAUUUCUUUACCAUCACGGAUCUGAGGAUAAGACUGCUUAGGCCAGCAACGGGUGAAAUAUAUGUAGAUGAGCAACACCUGGCACGCUACUUUUAUGCAAUUUCAGACAUAAGGGUAUAUGGAAGGUGUAAGUGCAACCUUCAUGCUACUGGCUGUAAAGAAGAAAACAAAAGACUACUUUGUGAAUGUGAGCAUAACACAACUGGUCCAGACUGUGGAAAAUGCAAGAAGAAUUACCAGGGCCGACCAUGGAGCCCUGGUUCUUAUCUGCCUAUACCUAAGGGCACUGCUAAUAUCUGUAUACCCAGUAUUUCCAGUAUUGGUAACUGUGAAUGCUUCGGGCACUCCAACCGGUGCAGUUACAUCGAGCUGCUCAAUACGGUCAUUUGCGUGAGCUGUAAGCACAACACUAGAGGUCAGCACUGUGAGUUAUGCAGGCUGGGCUACUUCAGAAAUGCUUCUGCAGAGCUGGACGAUGAAAAUGUGUGCAUAGACUGUUAUUGUAACCCUUUUGGUUCAGUCCAUGAUCGCUGUAAUGACAGAGGAUUUUGUGAGUGUAAGGAGGGAACAUCAGGGCCUAAAUGUGAUAAAUGUCUGCCGGGAUAUAUCUGGCACAGCUUGGGCUGUCAACCAAACGUAUGUGACAAUGAACUACUGCAUUGCCAGAACGGUGGGACGUGCAUCAACAACGUGCGGUGCCAGUGUCCUCCGGCUUACACUGGCAUUUUGUGCGAGAAGUUGAAGUGUGAGAGGGAUCCAGGAGGCUGCGGCCAGAACUCGGGCCAGGGGGCAAGGGCACACAGGCCUCUCGUACUGCUGACUGCUCUUCUGGCAGCAGCAGGACUCUGCACGUGGUAGGCUCCGUGUGCUGGAUGGCAUCACACUCAGACUGCUUCAAAUGAACGUGCCACACGAAAACAGGACAACACCCAAGCGUUUGCUACUGAAAUCUAAAAAGGAAAAAGGAGAGAAAAAAUAACCCCACACAGACUAAGAAGGCCUAACUGAACUAAGCCAUAUCAAUCAGUUAUGGACAGGGCUCUGAGUCAAGAUUGUUCACCUCUGACUUGAGACACGUUGGCAGCUGCCUGUUCUGUCAAAUCAAUCAAUGCUGGCUGCAAAGCUUACACAGGACUGAAACAGCUUUGACGGCCCCCAGAAUGGGAAGAAAAUUCAAACAACAUUUGCUACUCCUAUAUGGUGCGCUAGUGUACCUCUGCCCGGUGUGUGGACCGACCAAAUAAAGGCAUUCUUUGCUGUCAGUGCAUUGUGGGUAUAAGGAAAUCUGUAAAAGCUGCCAUAUUGGCCUGCUUCAGUCCCCAAAUCCUUCCCAACCUGUGCUUUAGUGAACGUUGCUCUGUAACCCUUGUUGGUUGAAAGAUUUCUUUGUCUGAUGUUAGUGAUGCACAUGUGUAACAGCCCCCUCAAUAAAACUCAAGCCAGUCAUAUCCUUGUAUACCUUAGAAGCACUGCAUCAGUAAGAUGCUGUGUUCACCUACUGUACAAGAGUGGCUAUAGGACAAAAAGUGUAUUUAUCCUUUUGUAUUCAAAUGAAGUUAUUUUUCUUGAAAUAAUGUACAAUGUAGAUUUUUUGUAUUAUUGCCUAUUUGUGUUACCAGACAAUUUAUUAAUGUAUUUAAUUCUAAUCAGAUAAGAGAAAACUAUUACUUUUUAUUUAGUCCUUUUCUUUUUCCUUUCAUUUAAUUGUGCAGAGAUUUCUCUGUAUGGGCAACGUGCUGGCAUCAAAGAAUAUCAGUUUACAUAUAUAACAAGUGUAAUAAGAUUCCACCAAAGGACAUUAUAAAUGUUUUCUUGUUGCUUUAACACUGGAAGAUUUCAAAGAAUAAAAAUUCCUGCAUAAACA